AUCUUAUAUCCCUCACCAACACAGCAAGUUUCAUCAACACAUACAUCUAUACGUCAAUAAUGGCCUCUCUAUGUGCGCUUUGCGAGUCCAUGUCUUACGAGGCACUUCCAGAUUUCCCAGACGAGAAUUACAUGCGAACCCUCAGCGGUUAUGCAAAUCUCCAGCACCUGAUCGUGCGAAAGUCCAAGAGGUCAGAGUCCUUGGGCUUCAAGCACCAUCCAGACCUGGAGAGCCUGAGGCACUCGGCGAAAGAAGGAUGUGACUUGUGCCAGCUUAUUGAGGCGCAGGCAGAUGAUGUGCUAUCCGAUUUUGAGAAAGAGGAAAUGCCGCUGUUGCGAGAGCUGGGAAUCGGCGAGGGCGCACAUCUCACAUUCGAUCUAUGGGUCACCAAACGCCCAGAUGGUCAAGACGGAAUCUUGGUUGUUACCAAUUGUUCGUGGGAGCCGGGUGUAAAGGUGGUGCCCGUCGCCGCCAUCGCAUUCUGUGCGCAACAAGAUGGCCCCUUAGCCGAGAUCAUAAAAGGCCACGUAAUCAGUGACACUCCAGAUGAGAUCGUUUUAAGUCGUAUUUGUGGUUGGGUAGCCGCCUGUGACAAGCAUGACCGUUGCGCCCAGCAGGAUCGAACCAUGCCAACUCGCGUCAUUGAUGUCGGCGACGAGACGACGGGAAACUCUGUGAAACUGGUCGAAACUACCGUGGACGAUCAGGAGAGAUAUAUCGCUUUGAGCUACUGCUGGGGCAUUGGCACCAAGCAGUACGUGACAACAGAGGCGAUAGUAGCGGAGCGCAAACAGGGCAUCGAUGUGUCAACUUUGCCCAAGACAUUUCAAGAUGCUAUCGCCUUAUCGAGGCAACUUGGUGUGAGAUACAUCUGGAUCGACAGUCUCUGCAUCUGCCAGGAUCAGAUUCAUGAGUGGGAGCGAGAAUCAACAAAAAUGGCCGCGGUCUACACCAACGCCUAUCUUACGGUCGCUGCCACGGGCGUCGACAGCAGCGACGGCGGUCUGUUCUUCUCUCGAAACCCCCCAAGAAGCAUAGAGUUGCCGUACAUAUCAGGCGAAACGAGCGGCACCGUUCUCGUGCACCCGUUACCGUUCGACAGGGAGAUCAUCAAGCAGUACCACACUGAGAUGAGGGACGAGCCGCUCACGCAGCGAGCUUGGGGCUUCCAAGAGCGCGUCCUCUCUCGACGAAUCCUCCACUUUGCGAAGCACCAAGUGUACUAUGAAUGCAUCGAAGGAACACAGACAGAAAAUGGCCUCACACUACCCGAUCGAUUUCAGUACGCCUAUGACGCGUUAGAUAAGACCAAGACAGAGAUGAUCGAAAAAACGUUUAGCGGAAAGCCGAGAAGAAAAAGGUCGUCCAACGAGGUCCUCCAGCAGUGGUACGGGCUCCUUUGGGGCUACGGUGGGAGGAAGCUGACGUGGGCCUCGGACAAGCUGCCUGCCAUGUCCGGCCUUGCGAGGAUCUACCACGAAAUACUCCAAGACGAGUAUCUUGCCGGGGUUUGGAAAACCAAUAUAGUCGAGGGAAUCUGUUGGCAGGGGUUGGAUUGUUCCUCGCCGCCCAACGACGAGUACCGCGCUCCGUCGUGGUCGUGGGCCUCGGUGGACGGCAUCGCCGCAACCGGCUUCUCUGGAAACGACUACCUCGCCACAGCGAUUGAUUCGCACGUUGAAGUUGACGGAGAGAAUCCAUUCGGCAAAGUAAAGAACGGCUGGCUUCGACUCAAGGCGCCGCUCGUGCCUCUCACCCUCUCGGACACCAAGGGACCGACGGGACAUAUGUUUCUUCGGACUCUGGAUGGCGACGAAGGGUGCUAUGCGGGAUUCGAUGUGAUAGAUCGGAAUUCUAAAGUGUCGGCGGAAAAGGUCCGCGCCAUGCAGUUGUUUGCUCUGAUCAUGGUACGAACGGCCCCCACUGAGGAUGACCCUGAUUCAACAUAUUUCGCACUCAUUGUCGAACCGGCGGGUUCUGAGAUGGAAACAUUCAGAAGGAUCGGGUUUCUCCUGUGUGGACGAGAAACAUUUGGCCCUAACGAUCUUGACAAGAUCUCUGAAGUCAAACUAGUUUAGAGAAAUGCGCAGCGUGUUUGAUUCUAUUCGACAUGCUGAUGCGUGUUGCCGAAAGCUAGCUGAGGUUACGUUGGGUUGUCUCUCCAAAUCCUGGCCGUUUGGAUGGUUGGUAUGUGUAGAUGGAAAAUAACAGACACACAUCAAUCGCAUACGUUUGUGUUUGCAGGAUACUUAGCUAUGAAAUCGUAAAGCCUUAUGUUUGGCUGACGUGUGCUUGCUUAAAAUAUUGAAAGGCUUGCUCUAGUACUAUCCCAGAACUGUAAGCUUCAAUAUUUGAUGUUGUUCAUGAGAGCUCAAGACAAUCACACUCCUAUCUCGUACACGAGUAGAU
Messenger RNA from Ilyonectria robusta, 2409 nucleotides. RefSeq names its product heterokaryon incompatibility protein-domain-containing protein. The transcript has 2 exons. The coding region runs from base 60 to 2078 and encodes 672 amino acids. The record is from RefSeq and is a predicted model, not a curated record. NCBI's taxonomy places the organism in Eukaryota, Fungi, Ascomycota, Sordariomycetes, Hypocreales, Nectriaceae.